CGUCGGUCCACCUUAAGCGCACACGCAAACGCAGGAGGCGUUCAGCGAGGUUUCCGCUUCUUCAGUGGAGGGGGGCUCUCGGACCGGGACCGCCGCGGCUCUACGGGAGAAAACACACCGUGUACAGGGUUGACGCACCAAGGUAAGAGAGAGAAAAACAAAGCAAGAAGAAAACCAACCAAACCAAGAUGUCUGAAUCCAAGUACCGCGAGUGGAUCCUGGACACUAUCGACUCGCUGCGGUCGCGGAAAGCCCGGCCGGACUUGGAGCGGAUCUGCCGAAUGGUCCGGAGACGACACGGGUCCGAGCCGGACCGAACCUGCGCAGAACUGGAGAAACUGAUCCAGGAGCAAACCGUGCUCAAAGUUAACUACAAGGGCUCCAUUUCGUACCGGAACGCCGCCAAGGUGCAGCGGAGAAGCAGGAAAAAAGACGUUGUAGAUGUAACGUUGUUAACGGCUGCUGCUGCUGCGAGGAGGAGCGCGGUGGAAGAAGCCACCAGUCAUUCUGACCUGAGCAACGGGGACAGCGCUUUCGGUCCCGUUGACCAGGACGAGGAGGAUCUGGAGGCUGACACCUCCCUGGCAAUGGACACAGACAGUAAUGCAGAUGAGGAGGGGGCUGACGAGAGCCGGGAUGGGCAGGAUGGACCCUCUCCCGGCCGCACGUAUGAAAACGCUGCCGUGCACUGUGCCUCUAUCCGAGCCGUCUCUGCCCCCUGCUCCCCCUCUGGCGCUCGGCCCGGCCCCGGCCCCGGCUCCGGUCUGGAUUGUGCCUCUCUCCAGAAGGCUGGUGAGAGGCCCAGCUCCUUGCCCCCCUCCAGCCCCAGGGCCCUCACACACAAUGACUGGGCCUAUCAUUCUGCUGUCUGCCCAGCGGAGCGCCAGCACCCAGGAAUGCAGAGAGACAAAGCAGCAGCCAUGAAGCCAGCAAUCCAAUCUCCAACUACCAGCCCCUGCGCUUUAAAGAACAACGUGAAAAAAGAAGAUGGAGGCAAGGCGGUGGAUAGCGGCCUUUCGUCUGACCAGCUGGUACCAGACUAUGCAGCAGGGCUGGAUGAGACCAAGAAUGUAUCUGAUGGGAGACCACAGGCACUGCCUUUGCCAUCUGACAACUGUACAUUAAAGAGCAAGAUAGAUAUAUCCUCCUUCACAGCAGCCGAAGACGGUCUUCUGAAUGGUGGUAAAGUUGAUGAAGUCACUGUGAAGAAGGAGAAGAUGAGCCAGAACUUAAUGCAGUGGACUGUGGCAGAUGUGGCCAGUUACUUCUCGGCUGCAGGCUUUCCAGAGCAAGCUGUGGCGUUUCGAACACAGGAAAUUGACGGGAAGUCCCUUCUCCUGAUGCAGCGCAGUGACGUGUUGACUGGUUUAUCUAUCCGACUCGGCCCUGCCCUCAAAAUCUACGAGCGCCAUGUGAAGAUGCUGCAGAGGACCCAUUUCCUGGAAUGCGAUGACCUCUGAAGUGGUGAUUCACAUGACAGACAGACAAUGCUGCAUUGACCCAAACGUGCAUGCAGUGCCCUCUCUCCCAUCUAGAUCCUGCCACCCACCUUCAUAUACAGAAUAUGUGGAGGGUGCGUGGAGGGGAACGGCUGCGGUGGAAUUCGCUUUCACUGUGAGAAUGACCAGAAGCUGAAAGACAGUCAUCCUACCUCUCAUCAUGGUCUUUGGUUUUCAAGUUUCUUUUUCACCCAUGUGGCUGUUCGAUUGCAUUGUCAAGGGAAUAGACUGGUACGUUUUAAAGUGGAGGAGCAAUGACCUUUCUGCAGGAGUAAAGGAUGGAUAAUGGGACUGAGCCUUGCACCAAGUGGACCACCUAUGGGCUAAAUGUACCCACAGAGACGUGCUGCACUGCGUAGCGCUGCGAGCAAAGUGUAGUCACAGCUUUGGGUCCACAAGAAAAUGUCGGUUUGGCUCUAAAAUCUCUCCCUGCAUCCUCGCUCGAUCUAUUACGGUACCUUCUGUUAGUUCAGAACCUCUAAACAUAAAACUCAUCUGUUGUGAGUUUUCCGUUGAAUUAAAUGUCAUCAAAGUGCUGGGGAAGUCAGACUAUCUACAUAUCUGCAUCACAAGUCUGAUUCCUGACUCAUCAUGCCACCAAUAGCUGCUGAUGUUGGAUUAUGUCUUCAGUGUUUCUGCAGCACAGAGAUAUAACCAAUAUGAUAUAUAACUACCUGCUGGUAAGGCAAUAUGUUGUUGUUUUUUCUAUCUUAUUUAGAUCUGACUGUGGUCCAACUUAAUACAGUUGCAUUUUGGGGAACAAUUGCAGAUAGAUGUGACCAGGAAAAUGUGCAGUCUAAUGGAAUUUGCUUUCAUACACAAGCAAAAUACACUUUGGGAAAUGUUAUUGUAAUACUGAGUAUAUUGUUUGAAAUUGAAUACAGCUGCUCAGUGCCUGUUUACAGAGCAGAUAUCUUGAUCAAAUGCAAUAUUGUAUGUUAUCAUCCAUUUAUACUUUGUCCAGCGUCUCUUUUUAAUGUAGGCCAGCCUCUUGAAUUGUAACAUUCCACGUGAUGUAGUCCACAUCUCUGAUGUUUCUCCUCCCCUUUUUAUCUGUAACAUUGACACUUCUUCCAGAGUCACAAAUAAAGCUCACAUCUCUCUGUUCAGUCA
This is a messenger RNA of Sebastes umbrosus (honeycomb rockfish), 2612 nucleotides long. It is a transcript of the gene samd1a, whose product is annotated as sterile alpha motif domain containing 1a. The coding region runs from base 189 to 1460 and encodes 423 amino acids. Gene Ontology annotation, molecular function: DNA binding; protein binding. The transcript is spliced from 7 exons. The record is from RefSeq and is a predicted model, not a curated record. NCBI's taxonomy places the organism in Eukaryota, Metazoa, Chordata, Actinopteri, Perciformes, Sebastidae.